UCUCGCGCUCUCGCCUCGCUGCUCACCGCCCCACAAUGCGUCCUCACGCUGCUCCUGACGUGCGCCUACUUUUAAUCUGCGUUCAGUUUGCUUGUUGACGUUCCCACCUUGCUACGAUCCGCAAGCCUGCCGACCACCGAGCCAUCUCCUGACCAUCCACGCGCUUCGUCGAGAAUAAGUAUCCAGCCGCUGUCCAGAGAACCAUGUCUCCCCCGCCUAGUCUUUCGCGACACUCUUCUCUCGCAGACCGCUUCUCAGCUGCGCUUCCGCCGAACAAACGCCCCCGCCUCCCGAGCCUGCGCUCUCGCAAGUCCAACGCCCCUCUGAACGGUACCGAUUCACGCCGCAAUUCUUAUCAGCCUUACUCAGUCUACCAGCAAACUAUGUAUCCGACCAUUCUCCGUGACCCUGAUGCGACCAAUAAAUUAUUGGAGGCUAUCCUCGAGACACCGGGAGGACGUCGAUCCCUCUCGCGCCUGGCGCGCACUUGCAAGGCCUUCCAGGAGCCGGUACUCGAGAUUCUCUGGCGCGACCUCGACUCAAUCAACCCGCUGAUCGGGCUUUUCCCGAACACAUUGCUCAGGCGUGCUCGUCGCCCUGGGCUCGGUUUGGCGAGGAAUCCGGAGCCGGACGACUGGGCCCGACUUCUGGCAUACGGGGAACGCGUACGCAGCAUCUCCUACGUGGAGAGCUCUGGCAGCGUCUCGCCGUCAAUCUUCCCUAUCUUCGAGGACCUCCGUCCCAGGAAGUGGCUCCUCCCGAACCUGACUUCGCUCACCUGGAAGUGCAAGCUGUUUUUGGGUCCAGAGCUGCGUAGCCUGACCAUAGAAGUCGGCACGAAGCAUCCCAAGCUGCACGACUUGCUCGUGGAAGUCGCGUCGCACGCACGACUCUCGGCGCUUUCCUUCACGGUGCACACGAACCUACCCGACAAUUUCACCGAUAUUUUCCAGAACAACAUCGCCCUCGAGAAGGUGUGCAUCGCUGCACCUGGCGCGCUUGCGUCUCGUGUGGGCAAGUGGGCGGCGACGCUGCCUGCCCUGCGCAGCUUCCAAAUCGACCUGACUGGUCGCACGACGACUGCAGUCGAGGGUUUCUUUGAUGACAUCAGUCCCGGCUCAGGCUACUCGACGCCGAGCUCUGUUGGAGGGACUGACAGCGGCGUCUUCUCUGGAGAGGAGUUUGACUUCUCCGAGGUUCGCAAGUCUGCGGCGCGCCUUACGCAGGGCGGGCCUCGUCGCGGUGCCUUCGCGCAACUCUCCAACUUGAGAGUCUCUGGAGACGCGGCCAACGUCGCCACGUUCUUGAAGCACAUCACCAGCCCGCUCACGACGCUCGAGGUCGUCAUCGAUGAUCCGCCGGCGUCCGAGGACUGGCAAGACGUAUGCGGGCUCGUGUGCGAGCAGUUUGGAUACACACUCCAAGUCUUCCGCGUGAGCGCAUCCUCGGCGUCGCGGUUCUCCGAGCUCGUUCGUUCGACGUCCAGAGGCGGCGACGCGCCCACGCGGUAUCUUCCUCUCAGCCACCUGUCCUACCUUCCGCGCCUCUUCUGCCUCGACAUCGACCUGCCAGAGUCCGUCGUCUUCUCUGAGGAAGAUGUCGCCCAUCUGGCGAAAAUAUGUCCUUCGCUGGAGAUCUUGCGACUGUGCCCAUCAGCUCGCUUCCCUCCAUCCGUGGGCCCGCCGCCCUUGACGCUCAACGGACUUGCGCCGCUCACCCAGAACUGUCGCAGGCUGCACACCGUAGCGGUUGUGGUGAACGCGAUAGAAGGGAAAGAAUCCAUCUUCUCUACGCGCGCUGUGUCAUCGCGCUCGCUCCUUCGGUUGAAUGUGGGCCAUUCGUACAUCAGGGAUCCGCUGCAGGUUGCCGUACUUCUCAGCCACUUCGCGCCUCAUCUGGACGUUCUCAGGUGGUUCCACGAGAAAAACCGGGCGGGAGUUAUUGAGACUAAUGCAGCGUCGUGGCAGAAGGUAUCCGACUUCCUUCCUUACCUGCAAGACAUCCGACUCCGAGAGAGGCAGCAGCAAGCACCUCCACCCACCCCCGUCUACGUGCCGCCUCCAACCGCUGAAAAAGCUAUCGACGCGACUGUGAUCACUGUAGACCAGGGGGUACUGGCUACGCCCGAAGUCGAGGACGACGGCGUUCAGGCCGAAGUCGAGCUUGCAGACAUGGGCGUACAGAUAAGUCCUGAAGUGGAGUCCGUCUCCAUCGAUGCGACACCCUUGCUCGUCGACACGGGCAUCAUGGUCAUCCCGGCGGUCGCGGAACAUGCAGUGGAAGCGCGUCCGGAAUCCGCAGACAAAGCAGUCGGCGUGGACGAUGAGGUUCUCCCCGAGACAGCAUCGACCCAGACCGGCGAUAAGCCAUCCGUGUCGACAUACAUUCCCUCCCCGGCAAUGAGUGUGCUCUCCUUCACCGUCGCUGUCUACCGCUUCUACACGUUUCCAUUUCGUUACAUGUUGUCCUUCAUGCCGUCGUUGUCAAGAUCGGGCGCAACGGCUAUGCAGAUCGACUCGGAGCCAAAGUCACCCGUACCUGGAGGAAUGGAGGAUGAGGCGGGUUCUGAAAAACAAGGGAACGGAAACCCGACGGACUACGCGCAGCCUACGGACGUCUCUCCUGUCGGUCCCUGAUUCUCUCGCUGUAGAUUAUGCACUAUGCUUACAUGUACUAUGCUCUCGUACGCACGUAGGACUCCACUGCCACUUAUGCCGAUAUGCAAUCCACUUCAUCUGACACCUCCCAGCCUUCCUCCGUGGAUGCGAUACAACAAGAACUCGUCAUAUAUUCGACACUGGGCAUCGUUCCUCCGCCGCUUGGUGUUCAUGAACAACACGCUGG
Fomitopsis serialis is the source of this 2844-nucleotide messenger RNA. RefSeq lists its product as uncharacterized. Bases 204 to 2636 code for a protein of 810 amino acids. Lineage: Eukaryota; Fungi; Basidiomycota; Agaricomycetes; Polyporales; Fomitopsidaceae. The record is from RefSeq and is a predicted model, not a curated record. The transcript is spliced from 3 exons.